Messenger RNA from Dichotomopilus funicola, 837 nucleotides. RefSeq lists its product as uncharacterized. NCBI's taxonomy places the organism in Eukaryota, Fungi, Ascomycota, Sordariomycetes, Sordariales, Chaetomiaceae. Gene Ontology annotation, cellular component: fungal-type vacuole; vacuolar membrane. Gene Ontology annotation, molecular function: L-cystine transmembrane transporter activity. Gene Ontology annotation, biological process: L-cystine transport. The record is from RefSeq and is a predicted model, not a curated record. The transcript has 2 exons. Bases 1 to 837 code for a protein of 278 amino acids.
AUGGGGUUGCUGGAGUUUCUCUCCGUUGUUUUUGGUGUGAUUUAUACAGCGGCUUGGUCAAUCAGCUUCUACCCGCAACCGUUGCUUAACUUUCGCCGCAAGUCGGCGUCGGGGACUACAGUGGAUUUUCCCUUGGUAAACUGUUUAGGCUUCGCCGCUUACUUUGCCUCCAACUGCGCAUUCUUUUACUCGCCCUUGAUCCGUGCCCAGUAUGCCGCCCGCUACAAGGGCCUGACCCCAACGGUGCAGUUCAACGACAUCGCAUUUGCCACCCACGGCCUGGUGCUUUCCGCCAUCACGGCCAGCCAGUACUUCUACGCCCGCGCCUGGGGAUUCGGCCCCAACGUGGGCAACCGGCCCAGCCGCUUUAUUCUGGGUAUCUUCUUCGGCUGCCUGCUGGGCGUCGUAGCCGUGCUCUUUGUUGUGCUCGGCUCGCCGGAGCGAGACAGUACCGACGAGGCUGUCUCCUCGUGGGUUUGGCUGGACGCCAUCUACGCCGUGUCGUACGUCAAAUUGGUGGUCACGCUCAUCAAGUACACGCCGCAGGUCAUUGUCAACCACCGGAAUCGGUCUACUAAGGGCUGGAGCAUCCUGCAGGUUCUGCUUGAUUUCUCGGGAGGUAUUCUGAGCAUUGGCCAGCAGGGGAUUGAUAGUUACUUACAGGGUGACUGGUCUGGGAUUACGGGGAACCCUGUCAAGUUUGCGCUCGGGAAUGUUUCCAUGAUUUACGACUUGGUUUUCAUGGCCCAGCACUAUGUGAUGUACCGCGGUGCGGAUGGAAAACCGCAGGAAGGCGACUCGUUGCUUCGGUCUGACGAGGAACGCCGGAUUGACUAG